AUGCAUAUCUAUGUUCGAAGAAUUAAAAUUCGCCUAGGACUAGAAAAAGAAUGCAGAAAGGAGAAGGGUGUGCCCCCUGAACAGAGUGAAAUUCUAAAGCCCAGCAUGGUUUGCACAGGAGCCUUUAGACUUUGCAUGCUUAAUUCCUUCAGUGAAUCAGUUGCAGUUUGGAUAUUUAAUCAUUCACGGUUUUACAAGCAGAUGUUCAACCAAAUCCUCCCGGACAGGAGGGUGUAUUACCUCUCUUUGGAAUUUUACAUGGGCAGAACCUUGCAGAACACCAUGAUCAACCUUGGCCUGCAAAAUGCCUGUGAUGAAGCCAUUUACCAGCUUGGACUAGAUAUGGAGGAGUUAGAAGAAAUUGAAGAAGAUGCUGGACUUGGCAAUGGAGGCCUUGGAAGGCUAGCUGCCUGUUUCUUGGACUCUAUGGCCACCCUGGGCCUUGCAGCCUAUGGUUACGGCAUCCGAUAUGAGUAUGGAAUCUUUAAUCAGAAGAUUCGAGAUGGAUGGCAGGUAGAAGAGGCAGAUGAUUGGCUCCGGCAUGGGAACCCUUGGGAGAAGGCCCGCCCAGAGUUCAUGCUGCCAGUGCACUUUUACGGCAGAGUGGAGCACACGCAGACCGGGACCAAGUGGAUUGACACCCAGGUGGUCCUGGCUCUGCCUUAUGACACUCCUGUGCCUGGGUAUAUGAAUAACACUGUGAACACCAUGCGCCUCUGGUCUGCUCGAGCACCAAAUGACUUUAACCUCAGCGACUUCAAUGUGGGAGACUACAUUCAGGCUGUGCUGGACCGAAACCUGGCAGAGAACAUCUCCCGUGUGCUCUACCCCAAUGAUAAUUUUUUUGAAGGGAAGGAGCUAAGACUGAAGCAGGAGUACUUUGUGGUGGCUGCAACCUUGCAGGAUGUGAUUCGGCGGUUCAAAGCCUCCAAAUUUGGCUCCAGUGAUGGUGUAGGAACCGUGUUUGAUGCCUUUCCAGACCAGGUGGCCAUCCAACUGAACGACACCCACCCGGCGCUAGCCAUUCCUGAGCUCAUGAGGGUCUUUGUGGAUAUUGAAAAAUUGCCCUGGUCCAAGGUCUGGAUAGCAUGGGAGAUAACCAAGAAGACCUUCGCCUAUACCAACCACACAGUGCUCCCAGAAGCCCUGGAGCGCUGGCCAGUGGAGCUGGUGGAGAAGUUGCUUCCUCGACAUUUGCAAAUCAUUUAUGAGAUAAAUCAGAAGCAUUUAGAUAGAAUCGUCGCUUUGUUUCCUAAAGAUGUCGACCGUAUAAGAAGGAUGUCCCUGAUAGAAGAAGAAGGAGGCAAAAGAAUCAACAUGGCCCAUCUCUGCAUUGUGGGCUGCCACGCUGUGAAUGGCGUGGCUAAGAUCCACUCAGACAUUGUGAAGACCAAAGUAUUCAAGGACUUUAGUGAGCUGGAACCAGACAAGUUUCAGAAUAAAACCAAUGGGAUCACUCCAAGGCGCUGGCUCUUACUCUGCAACCCGGGGCUGGCAGAGCUUAUAGCAGAGAAAAUUGGAGAAGACUAUGUGAAAGACCUGAGCCAGCUAGUGAAGCUGCAUAGCUUCUUGGGUGAUGACAUCUUCCUCCGGGAAAUCGCCAAUAUAAAGCAGGAGAAUAAGCUGAAGUUUUCUCAGUACCUGGAGAAGGAGUACAAAGUAAAGAUCAACCCAUCCUCCAUGUUUGAUGUCCAUGUGAAGAGGAUUCAUGAGUACAAGAGGCAGCUUCUGAACUGCCUGCACGUGAUCACCAUGUACAACCGCAUUAAGAAAGACCCAAAAAAGUUAUUCGUGCCCAGGACAGUUAUAAUUGGUGGUAAAGCUGCCCCAGGAUACCACAUGGCCAAAAUGAUCAUAAAGCUGAUCACUUCCGUGGCAGAGGUGGUGAACAAUGACCCCACGGUUGGCAGCAAGUUGAAAGUCAUCUUCUUGGAGAAUUACAGAGUAUCUCUUGCUGAGAAAGUCAUUCCAGCCACGGAUCUGUCGGAGCAGAUCUCCACUGCAGGCACUGAAGCCUCCGGAACAGGCAAUAUGAAGUUCAUGCUGAAUGGAGCACUGACCAUUGGGACCAUGGAUGGAGCCAAUGUGGAAAUGGCAGAAGAAGCUGGGGAAGAGAACCUGUUCAUCUUUGGCAUGAGGGUAGAUGAUGUGGCUGCUUUGGACAAGAAAGGGUACAAGGCAAAAGAAUAUUACGAGGCACUUCCUGAAUUGAAGCUGGUCAUUGAUCAAAUUGACAAUGGUUUCUUUUCUCCUGAGCAGCCUGACCUCUUCAAAGACAUCAUCGACAUGCUAUUUUAUCAUGACAGGUUUAAAGUAUUUGCAGAUUAUGAAGCCUAUGUCAAAUGUCAAGAGAAAGUCAGUCAGCUAUACAUGAACCAAAAAGCCUGGAACAGGAUGGUACUCAAAAACAUAGCUGCCUCGGGAAAAUUCUCCAGUGACCGGACAAUUAAGGAAUAUGCUAGGGAUAUCUGGAACAUGGAACCUUCAGAUCUAAAGAUUUCCUUGUCUGGUGAAGCCAGCAAUGGAGUGAGCAAGGCCAAUGGAAAUUGAAUUAUGAGCUGUCACUGGGGGGCGGGGGGGGAAGCUUUUAUUGAACUGGAAUAUUUUAAAUAAUAUUCAUUGAUUUUAUUUUGUUUAGUUAACUAAUGGUUAAGUAUCUCUGGGAAUGGGAAGGGGAAGAGUAUGGCUGUAUUUAGUACUGGA
Messenger RNA from Dipodomys ordii (Ord's kangaroo rat), 2703 nucleotides. It is a transcript of the gene Pygl, whose product is annotated as phosphorylase, glycogen, liver. The record is from RefSeq and is a predicted model, not a curated record. Bases 1 to 2550 code for a protein of 849 amino acids. The transcript has 23 exons. Gene Ontology annotation, cellular component: cytoplasm. Gene Ontology annotation, biological process: glycogen catabolic process. Gene Ontology annotation, molecular function: glycogen phosphorylase activity; pyridoxal phosphate binding. NCBI's taxonomy places the organism in Eukaryota, Metazoa, Chordata, Mammalia, Rodentia, Heteromyidae.